UACGGCUUUUUCGCGAUACCCCCGCCCCCUGCUAGCGGUGCUUUACGGCCGUGUUAGUGUUUUACGACCGCGGCCGGUCGCGUUGUGCCGGGCCAUGGCCGGGACAGAGCGGGACCCGCACGGAAGGGGUGAGGAGGAGGAGGAGGAGGAGGAAGAAGAGGAGGAGGAAGAAGAGGAAGAAAAGGAGGAGGAAGAGGAAGAAAAGGAGGAGGAAGAAAAGGAGGAGGAAGAGGAGGGUCCCGAGGGCUCCCCCUCUGCCGAAACCCCCUCCGACCCGCCCCCAAAGCCGGUGGUACCGGGGGUCCUUUAUUUGUCCUUCCUCCCCCCGGGCUUCGGGCCCCGCCAGGCCCGGGCGCUGCUGCGGCCGCACGGGGAGCUGGGCAGGGUCUUCCUGCAGCCCCGCGGAGGCUCCGUGCGGCGGCGGCGGCAGCGCCCGGGGGGGUCCCCCGGCCGUGGCGUUCGCCGAGGGCUGGGUGGAAUUCCGGGACAAGCGAGCGGCCAAACGCGCGGCCAAAAUCCUGCACGGGGCCCCCAUGGCCCCCCGGCCCCGCAGCCCCUUCCGCCAUCACUGCUGGAGCAUCAAGUACCUGCCCGGGUUCCGGUGGCCUCACCUGAGCGAGCGGCUGAGCUACGAGCGCCAGGUGCGGGCGCAGCGCCUGCGGGCCGAGGUAGCCCAGGCCAAGCGGGAGGGGGGGUUCUAACGCCCGCCACGCCUCCAAAGACCCCCCAAAAACCUCCGGAGACCCCGCAGCCCCUCCCCCGACCUGGGGCUUCACCCAGAGACCGACGGAGGAGGAGAUCUGGCGGCGCAAAGCUCGGCCCCCCCCGGCCGCGCCCCCCCAGUCGCUGCUGGAGAAGGUGUUUGGGACGGGGAGGUGAGACCCUCCCUCAAAUCUGGGGGGCUCCAGGUGUGGGGGAAGGGUCCUUUGCAUGCCAGGGCCCCCUCCGGACACCGAUCCCUGUCUCAAGGACCACCAAAUGUUUUAUUUUUCUCCUUAAAACUUUUAUUACUUUUAACAAAAAUAAUUCCUCGCGGUCUCUUUAAAUUCUGCCGAGGGGGCGGGGCCAAGGGGAGGGGGCGGGGUUAUGGCUUCGGCGCGAAACUCCCUGAAGGCAGCGCGGGGGACGGGGAGUGGGAGUGGCUUAAGCAGCUCAGGCCACGCCCCUUUACCAUAAAAGGACGUGGCCUAAGGUAGCAACAGCAGGUGAAAGGUGCGUGUAGGCGGGGCCUGAUCAGAGGGGCGGGGCUGGAGAAAACCACGCCCCUCACCGCGCCUUAAAAAGGUCAAUUAAAUCUCUACGGGAGGGCGGGGAAGGUAGGGCUCUUAAAGGGGCCGCGCCCCCAUUUCGGGGGGCGGUUCCAGUGUCAAAAAUAGAAGCUCUGGGGGGUGGGGCCCCAGUAUGGCACUGGGGAAGUGGGAGAACAAACAAACUCGGGGCCCCAUAAACCUGAUGUCCCCAUAAACCUGGGGGGUGGGGGGCAAGCCCCCCCCAAAAUGGGUGCUGAGGGCACCCCAAUAUCCCUGGGAAACCAAACGGGGGGAGUGG
Messenger RNA from Haemorhous mexicanus (house finch), 1548 nucleotides. Its product is annotated as WW domain-binding protein 11-like. Gene Ontology annotation, cellular component: nucleolus. Bases 95 to 1045 code for a protein of 316 amino acids. Gene Ontology annotation, biological process: endonucleolytic cleavage in 5'-ETS of tricistronic rRNA transcript (SSU-rRNA, 5.8S rRNA, LSU-rRNA); small-subunit processome assembly; endonucleolytic cleavage to generate mature 5'-end of SSU-rRNA from (SSU-rRNA, 5.8S rRNA, LSU-rRNA). The transcript is spliced from 4 exons. The record is from RefSeq and is a predicted model, not a curated record. NCBI's taxonomy places the organism in Eukaryota, Metazoa, Chordata, Aves, Passeriformes, Fringillidae. Gene Ontology annotation, molecular function: RNA binding.